Molecule: messenger RNA, 710 nt
Organism: Labrus mixtus (cuckoo wrasse)
Lineage: Eukaryota; Metazoa; Chordata; Actinopteri; Labriformes; Labridae
Gene: lgals2b
Product: lectin, galactoside-binding, soluble, 2b
Exons: 4
Coding region: 80-475 (131 amino acids)
Molecular function (GO): galactoside binding; laminin binding; carbohydrate binding
Source: RefSeq, a predicted model, not a curated record
CGUCAGUAGUGAUAUAUAAACCAUUCACCUGCCUGCAGAGCUUCGUCACUCGAGGAUCACCCCACUGAAGACAGCCAAGAUGAAAGUCACUGACAUGACAUUCAAGGAGGGGCAGGAGUUUAAGAUCCGUGUAAAGCCUUCCGAUGACUGCAACUCCUUUUCCAUCAACAUCGGUCAUGAUGCUGAGAACAUCGGCAUGCACUUCAAUCCCCGUUUUGAUGCGGGCGGUGACACCAACACUAUUGUCUUUAACUCCAAGUCCGGGGGAGACUGGGGUGAAGAAUGCCGAGAGGGAAACUUCCCUUUUGUGCGUGGGGAGGAAUGCAAGUUUCACAUCAACCUCAACAUGGAAAGUUUUUACAUCAAGCUGCCUGACGGCUCCAUGCUCGACUUCCCUAACCGCUUGGGUGACAUCAAGUACAAGUACUUCAGCAUCGGCGGUGAUGCAAGAAUCGUGGGCAUCAAGAUUAAGUAGAGGUUCAACUCUCUGUUACCCUCGAUGCUUGACCUGUCCACAUUUUUUUGUUGCUGAUCUAGUCCUUUUUAUCAAAAUUAGCCCUAAAGAUAACCACAGAAAUGUAACAUGGAUUACUGAUAGUGUAUCAACAGCGAAUGGCCUGAAGAGAGAGCCAAAGCACAUUUUAUCUCAGUGUGUCUACUUGAAAUCACAUCAGUCUCUGGGUUUGUUAAUAAAUUCCGUGAAAAUACAA